Molecule: messenger RNA, 2989 nt
Organism: Gekko japonicus
Lineage: Eukaryota; Metazoa; Chordata; Lepidosauria; Squamata; Gekkonidae
Gene: RPRD1B
Product: regulation of nuclear pre-mRNA domain containing 1B
Exons: 7
Coding region: 131-1111 (326 amino acids)
Biological process (GO): mRNA 3'-end processing
Cellular component (GO): RNA polymerase II, holoenzyme
Molecular function (GO): RNA polymerase II C-terminal domain binding
Source: RefSeq, a predicted model, not a curated record
CUGGGCGGCCAUUUUGUGGCGGUUGGCGGCUGGCUGAGGGGACAGGGCCCCCGGUGAGGGCAGGGCCGGGCUCGCAGCGGGCGGGGCCGGGGCCCUGGGCGGCCUCCCUCCCUCCCUCCCUCCCCGCGACAUGUCCUCCUUCUCGGAGUGGGCGCUGGAGCGGAAGCUGUCGGAGCUGAGCAACUCGCAGCAGAGCGUCCAGACGCUGAGCCUCUGGCUCAUCCACCACCGCAAGCACGCCGGGCCCAUCGUCACCGUCUGGCACCGCGAGCUCCGUAAGGCAAAAUCAAGUAGGAAACUUACUUUCCUAUACCUGGCGAAUGAUGUCAUCCAGAACAGUAAACGGAAAGGACCGGAGUUCACAAGGGAAUUUGAAACUGUUCUCGUGGAUGCUUUUUCACACGUUGCCAGAGAGGCAGACGAGGGCUGCAAAAAGCCCUUGGAGCGACUGCUGAACAUCUGGCAAGAAAGGAGCGUGUAUGGCAGCGAAUUCAUACAGCAGCUGAAACUGUCCAUGGAGGACUCCAAUAGCCCCCAACCAAAAGUUACAGAGGAGAAGAAGUCCUUGAAGCGGACGUUUCAGCAGAUACAAGAGGAGGAAGAUGACGAUUACCCAGGGAGCUACUCUCCGCAGGAUGCCAACGCCGGGCCCCUUCUGACUGAGGACUUGAUCAAAGCCCUGCAGGAUCUGGAAAACGCAGCAUCAGGAGAUGCCACGGUGCGGCAGAAGAUUGCCUCACUUCCCCAAGAGGUUCAGGAUGUGUCCCUGUUGGAGAAGAUUACAGACAAAGAGGCGGCGGAGCGCCUGUCGAAGACUGUGGACGAGGCGUGUUUGCUGUUGGCGGAGUACAACGGGCGGCUGGCGGCCGAGCUGGAGGACCGGCGCCAGCUGGCACGCAUGUUGAUCGAGUACACGCAGAACCAGAAGGACGUGCUGACGGAGAAGGAGAAGAAGCUGGAAGAGUACAAGCAGAAGCUGGCUCGGGUCACGCAGGUCCGCAAGGAGCUCAAGUCCCACAUCCAGAGCCUGCCCGACCUUUCGCUCUUGCCCAACGUGACAGGAGGGUUGGCACCACUGCCGUCCGCCGGGGACCUGUUCUCGACUGACUAAGGCCCCUCGCGGGGGGUCCGCGUUCCCACCCCUUCCCACCCCUCCUUCCAGCAGAACUACUCGGGACGACUGGAGAUCCUCCUCCUUCCCCGCUCUCCGGCACAGGAAGGAACAGACAGAGGCCCUCCUCCGACCCUCUCCGCGGCGCGUGCCGCCCCUCAUGUUGACGGGGCGGGGGCGGCUACCGGUUCUUCGGAAGAAGGCCACCUCUCUCGCAUUUGGCACACAAAAAGGAUCACAUUCACACGGGGCUCCCCUUAGUACAUCCAGUUUCUACGGCAGACCCUGUGAAUCAUGUGUGUGUGUCUCUCGCGCGCGCUCUCUCUCUCUGCUUCUACUUUUUUCAGCAAAAAGAAUGUUAAUUUCUGCUUUGCCCCCCACCCCGGUAUAAAAAAGAACCGGGUGGUUUUCUAAAUCGGUUUUGUGUUGUGUCAGCCUUGAUUUCGGGUGGGGGGGGGGCUCACCAGUUGUAUCCCUUUUAGGGAAGGGGCGGGACUUCCGCUUCACGGAUGACCCCGGCUGGGUGUGGCUUGUGUCCCUUUGCGGCGUGCAGGGCCACAAGCAACCAAAACACGUCCCCGUGACCGUGAGGCGAGUGCGCGUUCCCCCUUGCCAUGCUGCACAUGGGCCCGCGCUCCUCCAUGGGCGGUCUCGCUCAGGUUCCCCUUUUGUCUGGGUUUGGGCCCCAGUCGUCUCCCCUCACCCUCUCAAUCUGCCGCGGCCGUGCGUCCGAGCGCGGAAGCAGCCCCGGCUCUGAAAUAGCCUAAAUUUAAUCUGUAGACUUUAGCAGGAGGCCAGUUGUUUGUUGCCACGAUCCUCAAGAGAGUCGUGGGUCCAGCCCCACUGGAAUGCGCAAGAGGGUGCGGAGGAGUUUUCCAGCCGGUUAAUGCCCGUGGUUGAUUGGCGUCGAUCCGUCUGGGUUCACAGCGGCUGUUUCUCUCCCUUGACCAACCCGUAGCAAUAUCCGUGCACCUGUCAUUUGUAUGUUAUGUUCACGGAGGCUGGUCGUGCUCUAUCUGGGGAUUUCCCCUCCUGAAGUAAGGGACAAGUUGCCAUCGGGCUGCCCACUGCCAGAGACGUCCCAGCACCCUCUGGCUUGAGAGGAGGGAGUUGACCUUCCCCAGGCACGGAUGGGAUCCGAUGGGCUUUUCCUUCGUCGUGCCCACAAGCGCCCGGCCGUCUGUGUCAAGUUUUGCCAAAUGCCGCUGGGACAAAUGUGUUCCUUCCCCAAGGCACAGUGCAUCCAGUCUUUUGAGUUUUAAACUGAAAAUUUCCUUCCCUGUUGAGGCCACAAGACGCAUGUCUCCUCUGAAGAAAGUCCGCCCAGGUUGGUUUCAGAGACACGGCACCACUGUGUUGUCCAGGGGCUUUCGUGAAGCCACCUUUCUAUCCGGGGGGCUCUGAAAAUGAGCCUCCAGUCUGCGGUGGUCUCCCCAUGAAAAGCGGCUUUUUGUGACUCUGUCUCAUUUCUAGACGAACAGGAAGUUUAGGGUAAACACACGGGUCCGGGCAUCCCAAGUGGGAUUGUUUGAGUGACUUUUGCUGUGAGUACAAUAUUCGGAGUUUGAAGAAAUAGCAAUGGCUUCUGGGUUUCUCCCCCCCCCCCUCCCCUGCAAAAUGUUUUUAUGCUUUAUUUUAACAUAACUGAAACCUUGCAAAUUUAAUUUGAUUCACCUGGUCAGGGAGGGUGUGUCGGGCACUCGGGGGGGGGGGGUUGUCUCAAGAUCAAAGCGUUUUCGUAAAAUCUAUAUGUGAAUUGAUUUAGAGACAAACUUAGCGGUAUAGGCUGCCAUUUAAGCAGCAGUAUAUUCUGAAAUGUCUGAUAAAUAUAUUUUUGAAUAAAGAGGGUGUCGUUCAGCGGGUGUGCGGCCCUUUUAU